AUGAAAAAAGAAMGAAUAACAAAUGAAGUACGAGUGGAUCACGAGUACGUUGGUGAUGUACUUCUAUCGUUAAAUUAUUUCCCAACAACACAAAGGCUUACUGUCGUGGUACUUAAAGCACGAAAACUCAAAGUCCAGUCAAUCAGCGGUUUAUGGGGACCAUUAGUAAAAGUCUUCUUUCUCGUGAACAAGAGAAGAGUAGGCCGCAAACGGACGGCAAUGCAGAAAAAAACCUACAAUCCAGUCUACAACGAAGCAUUCGCCUUCAAAGUGUCCCAAGAUGCMYUGCCAAAAAUCACRUUUCGAAUCCUGGUGGUMAACAAGACGUCACACGGGCAAGAUGAAGUCAUAGGUCACGUGACGCUUGGUCAGCACGUGACCGGAAGUGGCUUCUCACACUGGAGUCACAUGCUUGCUGCGUURCGAAAGCCAGUAGCGAUGUGGCAUCCUAUAGUACCUUUACAAGAAUAGCAUUUCGGUCAAGUAUAGAUAUAUGUAUAUAUUGGUUGAUAUGGAAAACAUUUCUGGGUUUUAAAUGUACAAAUUUCAUUUUAAGGYGAAUUCGCCUCUCUAUUCUAUUUUUAGUAUCCACCAAACCCCAUCCUGAUUGGCUGCUAAUAACAAUGAUAAUAACUAAUGAUAAUAUUUCUUAUAUUGCGCGAAACGUCAUGCAAAUAUGAUCUAUAUAUGGUAAAAUCUAAAAAACUCUAGCUAUUAAAUGAAUAGUCUCCUUCACGGUUACCUGCGCCAUGUUGAAAGGUAGC
Exaiptasia diaphana is the source of this 764-nucleotide messenger RNA. RefSeq names its product synaptotagmin-12. The record is from RefSeq and is a predicted model, not a curated record. NCBI's taxonomy places the organism in Eukaryota, Metazoa, Cnidaria, Anthozoa, Actiniaria, Aiptasiidae. Gene Ontology annotation, molecular function: syntaxin binding; calcium ion binding; phosphatidylserine binding. The transcript is spliced from 3 exons. Bases 1 to 471 code for a protein of 156 amino acids. Gene Ontology annotation, biological process: calcium ion-regulated exocytosis of neurotransmitter; cellular response to calcium ion; regulation of dopamine secretion.